AAAUAUCGAUACCAGAAAGUAUCGGAACGCCCCACACAGAUCUUAGACACAAACACAACUUAACUUAACCUAAUCAAAUUUCGACUCAAGCACACUGAAGGAAGAUGGCUUUAAAUAAUUUUAGGAGUAGAUGUCAUCUAUUCAAUAAUUGGAAUCAGUGCAAGAAAAUAAGCUCUAUGAAGUUUUCUUCAAAACCUAGCAGUGAUGACUGGGUCCCAGAGGAAAAAGUAACACACACGGGACAGGAAUGGGACAAAAAUGACUACCGUUUAGCACGAUUCAUUGACAGACCAAAGCAUGUCAAUCCAAACUUUGCUGUUAAGCUAAUCGAUGAGAUUCCACCCGAGAAGAAGAAGGACAGGAUCGUUUCUUGUGAUGGAGGUGGCCCACUUGGUCAUCCAAAAGUCUACAUCAAUCUGGAUAAGCCGGGAAACCAUACUUGUGGCUACUGCGGGCUACGAUUCUACAAAGAAAAUCAUUAAAUGCAUUAGGAGGAAUUCAAUUUUAAAAUAUCCUCUAGAAUAUUAUUAAUUUGUUGUAAAAGUUGAACUUAUAUUGAAGCAUUAUAUUAUGUAAAAAAUUUGUUCUUUAUAAUAGUCAAUACUGUUUCUCAGAAGCUGAGAGAUUUGUAAUAUACAUUAUAAUUCAAUUGAAAAGAUUCAUUAUUAAAAAUACUGAAGUAAA
Molecule: messenger RNA, 684 nt
Organism: Nilaparvata lugens (brown planthopper)
Lineage: Eukaryota; Metazoa; Arthropoda; Insecta; Hemiptera; Delphacidae
Gene: ND-13A
Product: NADH dehydrogenase [ubiquinone] iron-sulfur protein 6, mitochondrial
Exons: 3
Coding region: 105-482 (125 amino acids)
Biological process (GO): mitochondrial electron transport, NADH to ubiquinone
Source: RefSeq, a predicted model, not a curated record